Messenger RNA from Leptosomus discolor (cuckoo roller), 1416 nucleotides. Lineage: Eukaryota; Metazoa; Chordata; Aves; Leptosomiformes; Leptosomidae. The record is from RefSeq and is a predicted model, not a curated record.
AUGGUUAAAAAAGUGGUUUCUUCGUUUACAGAAAUCUCUGCACCGAGGCCAUGUUCUCCCAGUGAACCCCUAGAAGAGGACAGCGUAUUGUUUAACAAACUGACUUAUUUAGGUUGCACAAAGGUGUCUGCCCCUCGAAAUGAACCAGAAGCUCUACGUGCCAUGGCAAACCUGAAAUCCUCAAGUCAUGCCCCUUUACCUGUAACGCUAUAUGUUCCAAACAUUCCAGAAGGCUCUGUAAGAAUAAUAGAUCAGUCAAGCAAUGUGGAGAUAGCCUCUUUUCCAAUCUAUAAGGUGUUGUUUUGUGUGCGUGGACAAAACGGGACUUCAGAGAGUGACUGUUUUGCAUUUACUGAAAGCAGCUGUGGAACAGAAGAGUUCCAGAUUCAUGUUUUCUCCUGUGAGAUUAAAGAGGCAGUCAGCCGAAUUUUAUAUAGUUUCUCAACAGCAUUCAAACGUUCUUCCAAACAAGCAUCUGAUCAUGUUAAGGACUUUGUUCUUCCUACUCCAGAUAGUGAUGUGUAUAUGUUCAGUGUUUCCUUAGAAGUCAAAGAAGAUGAUGGAAAAGGAAAUUUUAGCCCUGUGCCAAAGGAUAGAGAGAAAUUAUAUUUCAAGCUUAAACAGGGUAUUGAGAAGAAAGUGGUGAUUACAGUUCAGCAACUCUCGAACAAAGAACUGGCCAUUGAAAGAUGCUUUGGGAUGCUACUAAGCCCUGGACGAAAUGUGAAGAACAGUGACAUGCAUUUACUAGACAUGGAAUCCAUGGGAAAGAGUUCUGAUGGGAAGGCUUAUGUAAUUACUGGAAUGUGGAAUCCUAAUGCACCCAUGUUUCUAGUACUUAAUGAGGAAACUCCUAAAGAUAAGCGUGUUUUCAUGACUGUGGCAGUGGAUAUGGUUGUUACUGAAGUAGUAGAGCCAGUCCGGUUUUUGCUGGAGACUGUUGUGCGUGUGUAUCCUGCCAAUGAACGCUUCUGGUACUUCAGCAGAAAAACCUUCACAGAAACUUUUUAUAUGAAGCUAAAACAGUUUGAAGGAAAAAGCCACACAAGUGCUGGAGAUGCAAUUUAUGAAGUUGUCAGUCUACAAAGAGAAUCUGCAAGAGAGGAAGAAUUGGUCAGCCCAGCAAGUGGAGGAGGGCCUACAUCAUCCCAGGAGGAUGAGGCAGAAGAAGAGAGUGAUAAUGAACUCUCCAGUGGCACUGGUGAUGUGUCAAAGGAUUGUCCUGAGAAGAUUUUGUAUUCCUGGGGAGAAUUACUGGGGAGAUGGCACAAUAAUCUUGUUGUGAGACCAAACGGAUUAUCCACCCUGGUGAAAAGUGGUGUUCCAGAAGCACUGAGGGCAGAGGUUUGGCAGUUGCUGGCAGGAUGCCAUGACAACCAGGCAAUGCUGGAUAAAUACAGAGUUCUCAUCACAAUG